Messenger RNA from Athalia rosae (coleseed sawfly), 4828 nucleotides. RefSeq names its product pikachurin. NCBI's taxonomy places the organism in Eukaryota, Metazoa, Arthropoda, Insecta, Hymenoptera, Athaliidae. Gene Ontology annotation, molecular function: calcium ion binding. The transcript has 14 exons. Bases 993 to 3944 code for a protein of 983 amino acids. The record is from RefSeq and is a predicted model, not a curated record.
AGCAACCCCCGCAGUUCGAUUGAAGUCGCCGGCCGGCGUUCACCACGUACCUCGCGAUCCCUCGCAGUUUGAAGAAAAAUCGCGAAUACCCCUCGCGAUCCGAGGGUCGAGCGUACGCAAUUUGUUGUUAACGUUUUUUUUCUGUUUUUUAUAAAUAAUUGUGACGAGCGAAAACCCGCCGUUCAUCCACCCCACGAGUAGUGAUCGACGUAUCAAGUAAAAAUAGCAUCGCAGCACACACUGAAUUUUAACACCCUAUGAGUGCAGUGGAGUAUAUCUAGCCCUAUCCUAUCCAGAAUAAUAUACACUACGAGUCAGAGUCCCAAUCGUUGCGCUUCCCCGGGAUUAUGAAAAAUUUUCGACGAUUUUAACGAAUGAACGAAAUGAAAUUAUGAAGAUUUUGUACACCGAGUAAAUUGACACGAGAUUCUUCUUCUUUUUUUUUUUUUUUUUUGUAUGGGCUAUAAGUUUUUGAGGGGGUGAAAAUUUUUGGAUUCGGGUUUGAUGUCGAGAUGAGCGCGGGGAUUAGGUGAUAAUAUCGAAGUGAAAAGGAUUUUCGGUUAAUACCUGGAACAGACGGGGGAGGGAACCACGUUUCGCACUUUAAUACCUCCGCCGUAGAGAAUUACAUGUAUGUACAUAAUGUAAUAACGCCGUUUCGGGGAAGCUACGACGUGUUCCCAUACUCACGGUGUUACUCUAUAAUACAGUGAAGAUCUUAAAAGUUUUACUUCGCCACCUACCUACCUACCUCGUCUCACCACUCAACUUCCCUCGCUCAGUUUGAACCGACACAUCCGUAUUAACACACGUACGCGAUAAGCUGAUCCGGUAGUAGGACGGAUAGUGAAUGAGAGAGGCGAGAGAAGAGAGGGGGGAGAGUGAGACAAAUAAUAUUCCUACAUUUACUACUUGACACAAUAGCUGCACACGCAGGAUACACACCGCACACGAUCCUCCCCGUACAUAUUUAGUGAACGCGUAACACAUGUAUGACCACGUAUAGAAGGGAGAUCACAGCGAACCUCGAAGAGCGACGUGCCAAAGGAAUACAUAACUGGAUUCGCCGUUCACCUGAUAAUACCGCCGUUGAUACCGUUCGAUCAUUUUGCGGUCUACGACACGUCGGAAGUGAGCUGCCCAAGUUUUUGGAAUAUAAUGCACUAGUGCAAUCCGUUUUACCGCGUCAAUUACGCCGAAGGAAAGUGUAUGUUACAACGGGGACAAUGUCUGGAUAUUGGUGUUGGGUUUUUGUGAUUUUUGGACACCUUGUGACCGAAGUUGUUCGAGCUCAAAACCCCGUGGAGGAUAAGACCACCUUCGAGGCAGCCUUUCAGGGAAGAUGCGGUCACGGAUCACCCUGCGAACAGCUGUGCUACGAGCUCCACGACGGGAUGUACGAGUGCGACUGCAGGGACGGAUACAUUUUACACAAAAAUGGAUACAGCUGUGCAGAGCUGAAUUCAACCGCAUCGUCCAUGAGUGAUCUCGGCGAGUUUAUCGAGGACACGGAAAGCGACGAAUUGAGUCCAGACCAGGACGACGAGGAUGCGGUCGAGGAUAUCCUUUACAUGAGAGGAGCCUCCUUCGUGAUACACCUCGAUCCCGGGCCGGCGGACGAAUCUUCGUCGUCUUCCUCAUUAACCGCGAACGAAACGAACGUCGAAACUGACGAGGAUACUAACGAGAUUCCGAAUCGGGGCGAACCUUCGCCGACGUCGCAGGUCCCGACCCUCCAGGGCCAAAAAUUGUCGUACACGACGGAGGGAGUCUUGGGAACGGACCCAGCUUGCACCCUGGAGUGCGGUCCCGGUGGAAAUUGUUACGUUGAAUCUCCCAGGAUUGACGAUGCCGGGCAGGUCGGUCAGCCGGGUCUUGAGGUGACCGCAACUCUCCCCACAAGACAAACCGAGGGUUCCUACUUUGGUCAGAGAUGUCAAUGUCCGCUCGGUAGAGGCGGUGAUCGAUGUCAGCACGAAUCGGAGGUGAGAUCUCCGCGUUUCACGGGAUCCGGUUGGCUGGCUUUUCCUGCCCUCAGAGCAGCCUACAAACACGUACAACUCGAGCUUGAAUUUCGACCGGAAGCUUGGGACGGGGUGCUUCUGUUAGCCGGCGAACGCGACGAUCUCCAGGGCGAUUUCAUGGCCCUGAUAUUACACCAUGGUUUCGUCGAGUUCAGAUUCGACUGCGGCAGCGGCGUCGGGAUAGCGAGGACGUCGGAUACCGUCAAAUUAAACGAAUGGAACACCCUGGCCGUUUACAGGCAUCGUUGGGACGCCUGGAUCCAGCUCAACAGGGGAAGACGUAUCCAAGGAAGAUCCAAGGGAUUGUUCUCGAGGAUCACCUUCAGAGAGCCCCUCUUUGUCGGCGGUCCCGGAAAUACAACCGGACUCGAGAGACUUCCGGUAACCAUCGGGUUCAGAGGUUGCGUCCGCCAUUUGGAAGCAAACGAGCAUCACUAUCGGUUUCCGCUAGCCCCUCUCGGCGACUCCGCCAACGGAUUUGACGUCGAGGAGUGCACGGCCGAUAGAUGCAGUAAGGUACCCUGUUCGCACGGUGGAAAAUGUCUGACGACCGGAGGCGAUACCGCCGUCUGUUUAUGUCCUCUGGGAUACACCGGUGACCUUUGCGAAACGAGGGUGGAUCUUCAGGUGCCUUCGUUCAACGGUUCAUCUUAUCUUCGUUAUCCCGGACUCGGCGAUUCGUCACUUUCCUGGUUAGAACUUUCCGUUACACUGAAGCCUCUGGCUCCCGACGGAGUGAUUUUAUACAAUGGACAUCACAGCGACGCCACGGGGGAUUUCAUCGCCCUUUACUUGGCCGCUGGACACGUCCAGUUCACCUUUGACCUGGGAACGGGACCGGCGACGUUGAGGAGUGAAAAUCCCGUGCGGUUGGGCGAAUGGUUGGAAGUACGCGUUUCCAGAACGGGACGUCUCGCCUCCCUAGAAGUCGAGGACGAACCACCCAAAGAGAUCCUGGCACCCGGGGCUUUCACGCAGCUCUCUUUGCCCCUCAAUUUUUAUCUGGGCGGCGCACCCGCCGCGGACGUUUACUCCCCAAAGUUGAAGACCGUCGCAAGCUUCGUGGGAUGCGUCCAGUCCGUCACCCUCAACCGAAGGGAGGUGGGGAUCCUGGCGGAAGCUUUGGGUGGGGUGAACGUCGGGAAUUGCGGUCAUGCCUGCGAAGCUCGGCCGUGCGGCGACGCGGAGUGUCGUCCUCUUCGGGAAAGAUUCACCUGUCGGUGUCGCCCGGGUCUUCCGCACCCCUGUCCGACCCCCGACGACUUCGAGUCGUCAGCCUCCGCAGCGACACCGAUCCCCGUACCGCUAGCGGCUCCUUUAGGACCCGGGGCAACGGAAAUCAGUCGUUACGAACGGGCUGUUCCAAGCUUUUCCGGCGCUGAUAGCUACCUGCAUUUCAGCGACGCUGACACGAUGAAGAGAAUAAUCAGCUUUCGAGUCGACAUAAACAUGAGAUUCAGGGUGAGCAGCAGCAGUGGACUCUUGCUAUGGAGCGGGAGACAAUUGGAUCCCCAGGAAACGACCGACACGAACGGUGAUUUCCUUGCAUUGGGGCUCGAUCAGGGUUACUUAACGCUCGCUUACAAUCUUGGCUCCGGGGAGGCAUCGCUGAGGUACAACUUGACGAGACUCGACGACGAUCUUUGGCAUCGGGUCAGAGCGGUCAGAAACGAACAGUGGGCAUCUCUCGUCGUCGACAGCGGGACCGGAGUCUCCGUUUCGUCGCCGGGGCAGCUCAGACAACUCAACACGGACACGGGCCUCUAUGUCGGUGGAGCUCCAGACGUCGUGAGGACGACGGGUGGACGUUACACGAGAGGAAUCGUCGGUUGUGUCAGCGACUUAGUUUUGGACACAGACUUUUCAGUCGCGUUAUCGUCGCCUGGUCAAGCGACCAACACGCAUUCCUGUAUUCCUUGAGGUCGUUGAAAAAAGGUUUCUCUAGGCGUGUAUCUCCUAUAAUGCAGGGAAUAAAGUAACACACAUUGAUAAUUGUAAAGGAAUAAUAUAGAAAAACGAAAGAAUGAAAAAUUUGACAAAAGUUCAAGUGUCUGGAAAUUUUAAGAUGAAAAAAAAUUGAUAGCAACAAUAUUACAUACACAUUAAAACGCACGGUAUAAUUAUCUAACGAAAUGGGGUACCCGACGAGACGUAAAAGGGAAUGAAGAUCCGUGUAAGGUACCUUGAACGUUCGUUAUCGGCAGCAGCUCGUCACCGGAGAUUUAUCUCAUACGCGGAAACUGUGAGGAUCUGUACAGGUUGACGACUUUUAGCCUCAGCAGAUUUUCACACUUUCGGCAGAAGCGGUGUACACGAAACUACGUCUGCAACUUGAUGGAUGAAAUAUCUGCAUCGAUUACCAAAAAAUUGAGGAAAAAUAGAGGAGAAAAUUUCCGAGCUAUUGCCUAAAACACACACCUAAGGUAUAUAAGUUAAACGAUAAGGGCCCGGUGGGAUGAAAAAUAUUUCACCGCGUGGUGUAACGACGGUAAAAUAAUAUAUGAUAAUGAAAUGAAAAUUGAAAUAAUGAACUAAAAUGAAUUAUAAAUAAAAUUAUAAUAUACAUAUAGAUAUACACACUGGAGAAGCAGAUCUAGUCAGCUUAUAUAUUGUAAAUUGUAUAUAUCAUAAUAAUAUAUGUAACGCAAUUUGACAUUUCACGUGAUGCAGAUGGGCGGGAAAUUUUAUCGAUCGCGAUUAAUCGGAUGAAAAAUUAGGACGUGAUGCGGAUACGAAGUAACAACGGUCGAUGACAUCCGGUUUCAGGAUUUGAUCGAUCGUUAAUUGGAAAUCUGUGAGAAUCA